Messenger RNA from Capsella rubella, 4445 nucleotides. RefSeq names its product disease resistance protein RPS4. Gene Ontology annotation, biological process: signal transduction; defense response. The record is from RefSeq and is a predicted model, not a curated record. NCBI's taxonomy places the organism in Eukaryota, Viridiplantae, Streptophyta, Magnoliopsida, Brassicales, Brassicaceae. Bases 134 to 3631 code for a protein of 1165 amino acids. Gene Ontology annotation, molecular function: ADP binding. The transcript has 7 exons.
GUUCAUCAUCCAUCAUAAAAGAUCUCUGUUUUCCGGUUUGGUUCUUCUUCCUUCAUAAACCAGCUCUUAGGGCUUUUGAUUUUUCAUUCUUCGAGUUUAAUUGGAAGUUCCUUGUCUGGACAUCCAUAACACCAUGGCGGCGUCCUCCUCCUCCGAUCUCCCACCGCAACACCAAGUGUUCAUCAAUUUUCGUGGAGAAGAUCUGCGUCUCGGAUUCAUCAGCCAUCUUGUCGAGGCCUUAGAAAAUGAUAACAUCAACGUCUUCAUCGACAACUACGCAGACAAAGGCGAACCUUUAGAGACACUAUUAACGAAGAUACAGGAGUCUCGAAUCGCUCUAGCUAUCUUCUCCGGUAAGUACACCGAAUCAACAUGGUGCUUGAGAGAGCUUGCGAUGAUUAAAGAUUGUGUGGAGAAAGGUAAACUAGUUGCUAUUCCAAUCUUCUAUAAGUUGGAUCCUUCCACUGUUAGAGGCGUAAGGGGACAGUUCGGUGAUGCAUUUAGGGAUCUUGAGGAACCUGAUUUGACUCAGAAGAAAGAGUGGAAAAAAGCUUUGAAGUGGAUUCCUGACUUGAUUGGUAUCACUGUGCACGAGAAAAGUCCUGAGAGCGAAAUACUCAACGAAAUCGUCAAGGAGGUUAAGAAAGCGUUGAAGAAAGUUUCUUUGGAGGGAACUCUAAAGGCUUCUGUUGAUCCAUUAGAAAGUAUCUAUACUCGAACUUCUUCUGGAGGUGAAAAGGAUAAGACUUUUGGAAUCAAAGAACGCAUCAAGGAGUUGGAAGAUAAGUUGGAUCUUGUUAAAUACAAAGGAACUCGUGUCAUUGGAGUUGUUGGGAUGCCUGGGAUUGGUAAAACCACACUGCUGAAAGAGUUCACUGAGACGUGGAAGGGCAAGUUUUUUAGGCAUGCGUUAAUCGAUCAAAUCCGUGAAAAGGCAAAUAAUUUCAGGUUAGAGUGCUUGCCUACAUUGCUUUUAGAAAAGAUACUGCCGGAGUUGAAUAAUCCCCAAAUAGAUAGUAUCGAAGAACCAUACAAAACUCAUAAGGGUCUGUUGCGUGAACGCAAGGUUCUUGUUGUUCUUGAUGAUGUUAGUGGAAGGGAACAAAUUUAUGCUCUUCUUGGGAAAUAUGAUCUUCACAAUAAACAUGAGUGGAUCAAAGAUGGCAGCAGGAUUGUCAUUGCAACAAACGACAUGUCCUUAUUAAAGGGUCUGGUUCAUGACACUUACGUGGUCCGGCAAUUAAACCACAGAGACAGCUUACAACUUUUUCGCCAUCAUGCCUUUCAUUAUGAUCAAGCUAUUCCUUCAAAGAUGGAUUUCAUGAAGCUUUCUGACGAGUUUGUGCAUUAUACCAGAGGCCAUCCACUAGCUCUCAAAAUAUUGGGUAGAGAACUUUAUGAGAAAAAUAUUAAGCAUUGGGAAACAAAACUGAAGAUUCUCGCUCAAAGUCCUACUACUUAUAUUGGAGAGGUCGUGCAAGUAAGCUAUGAUGAAUUGAGUUCGGCGCAAAAAGAUGUAUUUCUCGACCUAGCCUGUUUUAGAUCGCAGGAUGUAGAUUAUGUGGAAAGUUUACUGGCUUCUUCUGAUCCCGAAUCUACAGAAGUGAUAAAACCUCUUAAGAAUAAGUUCCUGAUUGAUACUUAUGACGGCCGUGUGGAGAUGCAUGAUCUCCUGUAUACAUUUUCUAGGGAACUUGAUCUUAAAUCAUCCACUCACGGUGGUAGCAAACAGCGGAGAGUGUGGCAACAUCAAGACAUAAUCAAUGUACAGCAAAAGACAAUGGGAGCUACUGAUGUCAGAGGUAUUUUCUUAGAUUUGUAUGAAAUGAAGGGUGAAACAAGCUUAGACCCUGAACACUUCAAAAAUAUGUGCAAUCUCCGGUAUCUCAAGUUGUACAAUUCACAUUGUCCUCAUGAAUGUGAAACUAACAAUAAGGUAAACCUCCCUGAUGGACUUAAGCUACCAUUGAAAGAGGUCCGAUGCCUCCACUGGCUGAAAUUCCCAUUGGAUGAACUUCCAAACGAUUUCGACCCAAUUAAUCUCGUUGACCUUAAGCUGCCAUACAGUGAGAUUGAACGCCUUUGGGAAGGUUUUAAGGAUACACCAGUCUUAAAAUGGGUCGAUCUCAAUCACUCAAGUAAGUUGUGCAGCGUGUCAGGAUUAUCAAAGGCUCGAAAUCUUCAAAGACUGAACCUUGAAGGGUGCACAAGCCUUGAAUCUCUUCAACAUGUGAAUUUGAUAUCUUUGAAAACUCUCACCCUCAGUAACUGCUCAAACUUCAAGGAAUUUCCGUUGAUUCCAGAAAAUCUAGAAGCUUUAUACUUGGAUGGAACAGCGAUAAGUCAACUUCCUGACAACGUGGUGAACCUGAAGAGACUUGUCUUAUUGUAUAUGAAGGACUGCAGAUUGCUGGAAAAUAUCCCGACCGGUGUUGGUGAUCUGAAAAGUCUUCAAAAACUGGUACUCUCUGGUUGUUUAAAGCUCCAUGAGUUACCAGAAAUGAAAAAGAGCAGUUUAAAAAUUUUACUCCUGGAUGGGACAUCCAUAAAAUCGAUGCCGCUGUUACCCUCAGUGCAAUGUUUAUGUUUAAGCAGAAAUGAUCAGAUUAGCUACAUUCCAGCUCGGAUAAAUCAAGUUUCUCAAUUAACAAGGCUGGAUUUGAAGUAUUGUACGAAGCUUACAUCUGUUCCAGAGUUGCCACCAACUCUCCAAUACUUAGAUGCACAUGGCUGUAGCUCACUGAAGAAUGUUGCAAAACCUCUGGUCCGUGUCAUGUUAACUGUGCAGAACCAUUGCACUUUCAAUUUUACAAACUGUGGUAACCUAGAUCAGGCUGCAAAGGAGGAAAUCCAAUCAUAUGCUCAAAGGAAAUGUCAGUUGCUGUCAGAUGCUCGUAGACACUACAAUGGGGGUCGUAGUUCAGAAGCUUUGUUUAGCACUUGCUUUCCUGGAUGUGAGGUGCCUUCGUGGUUUGGUCAUGAAGCAGUUGGAUCUCUGUUGCAACGAAAACUUCUCCCACAUUGGCAUGUCAAGAGGCUUUCUGGAAUAGCUCUUUGUGCUGUAGUCUCAUUUCUUGACAGAAAAUAUGAUAUCAGUUGCUUCUCGGUGACAUGCACCUUUAAAAUAAAAGUUGAAGGCAAGUCUUGGGUCCCCUUUACAUGCCCCAUAGGAGUUUGGACUAGAGAGGGAGACAAGAAUGACAAGAUUGAGUCAGACCAUGUUUUUAUAUCCUACAUUAGCUGCCCACAUACAAUAAGGUGUCUCGAAGACGAGAACUCUGAUAAAUGCAAAUUUAGUGAAGUCUCCCUUGAGUUUACUGUGACAGGAAGUACAACUCGGAUAGGAAUAUUCAAGGUGUUGAAGUGUGGUUUGAAUUUGGUCUAUGAAAAUGAUAAAAACAAAAACAGCUCACAUGUGGAAAAAUACGAUGUUCCUGUUAAAGCAAGCUUUGAAGAACCAGAACACGGGAUAAUGGAGGAGGAAAGAAAUAUAAACAAAACAAGAAGUGAUGAUAGGCGGGCAAAAAAGAAGCGGAAAACAAGAAGGGAUGAUAUUAUGAUAAUAUCCACUGUCACUCAAACUUGUGUCUCAAGUGUAACUCCAAGAAUGGAAGAUAAACUCAUUGGUUAGACAAAUAGUUGAAAAGUCUCGAAGCUCCAACAAGUAAUGGUGGGAUGAAUAUGUUUCAGGUGAACCACAUUCUUAAACAGCACUCCAACAAGUAAUUGAGAAGCUCGUGUAUUGAUUGUGGUUCAUGCGAGUGUAUCUAGGAUGUGAAUCAUAAAGAUAAAGCAUCUGCUUCAACCAAAAUCCUCUCUUUUACCAUCAAGCCAAAGGAUUGGAUAGAGUGAUUUGUUUACCAAAGCUUCUCCUUUUUCAUCACUUUCAAUGGUUCAUGGGGCAUCCUGUCAAGUUACACCGCAGAAAGCCCUGCAAUAGGUGUUUGAAGUCUAGGUGGAGUGUCACGUUUCAACCCUGAAGCUGUUGUUCCAGGAACCUUGACAAGAAAGAUGCUGCACUUUUUUUCAAGCUGAAACCUGAUUACAGAAAAGGCCCUACUUCAAUAUUCACAUGAUUUUACUCUAUGUUUGCCCAAAGAAAAAAACAAAGAAGAAGACGCAGCAUAGAAUAUCAUCAAGGUGUUAUAUGAUAAGGAUUAGGAUGAUAUUUUUUCUAAUACUUUUGUUGAAAAUACUUUUUAAAACUUGUUCCGCAGUCCAGCCUUGUUUGGAGGUAUAGAUGCAGCAAGCUCAGCAAAUAGCUUAAGAUUGAUAGAAAUCAACUAGAGCCUAUUGGCUGGUUAUUAGUCUCUAGUUUUCUUGGUCUUGGGUUUGAUCUAUGGCAGACUGGAGAUUUAUGCUUGAUUGGAAACUGUAUGUGUAUGGAUACUUUUCUCGCUGUCCAAGCAGCGUUUUGAAAAAGAAUCCUGCCUACCUUUCUGUUA